Molecule: messenger RNA, 300 nt
Organism: Microthlaspi erraticum
Lineage: Eukaryota; Viridiplantae; Streptophyta; Magnoliopsida; Brassicales; Brassicaceae
Source: the annotation of a GenBank genome assembly
AUGCUAGUUGCUGCUAUCAAGAACAUCAAAGCUACUUAUAAUCUGAGUAGAAUCAGUUGGCAAGGAGAUCCAUGUCGCCCUCUAGAAUUUUCGUGGGAAAAUCUAACAUGCACUAACGCAAAUGUUUCCACUGCACCAAGAAUCAUCUCCUUAAAUUUGUCAGAUAGUGGAUUAACUGGGAGCAUUGCUCCAGUUUUACAGAAUCUAAUGCAAUUACAAGAACUGGACUUAUCUAAUAACAACUUGACUGGACAAGUGCCUACUUUUCUUGCCAGCAUGAAAUUGUUGACCUUGAUGUAA